GCUUGUGCGUGGCCAUCAUAUGCGGAUCCCUCUGGCUGGUGGUUGCGACAUACCUGAUCAAAUAAGACGCCUUCGCAGACCGAUGGGAAGAUGGAGGAUCUCCCGAUCGUCGUUGUUAUCUGCAGGGUUCUCUUCCUUCAGCGGUUCAGCCUCUCUCAUCCUGGUUGCCGUCGAACGCUCUUGCAGCCACGGUCGAUCAUCAGAUGCUAAGUGAACGGCGACGUACCCGCAGCGGUGCCGGUAGUUUGGCCCGAGAAGGACGCCGGUGUCAGUGACCACAUGGAUGCCUUGGACAGCCUUGUUGUUCAGGCAGUCGCCAAAGCUAGCCCUGACAAUAUUCCUGUCUGUUAUUAUUGCCCUGAUCGAUCUGCGGAUACUAUUGGACUGGAGCACAGGCCUUGCUCAGGCACUGCGAUUACCCUCCCCAUGGAGUCCACGAUGCACGUUGUCCGCCCCAACGUGGAGAAGAAACGACUUUCCCGUUCCGAGGCAGAUCCCGCGAGCUCGUCGCCUGGUUCGCUCAACAGGACCGCAAUCAUCGCUACCCCUGGGAGAUCCAGUCUGCGCGAUGCGACGCCCAACGCGAAUCGGUUUCUAUGAUCCUGGUCGUGCCAUCUACUUAGUCGAUACGACCAUCUAUACGACGUACUACAUACGAUCAUACCAUACAAGCCUGGCAGGGGACUGCCCGUACGGCCGAGUAAUCGAGCAGGGGCCAUCAAUAAUAUGUGCCAUAUUAUUAUGGCUUGACCGUUUUCCACGUGGGCCUGUCAGAUACCCGUCGCCAAGACUGUCAUCAGGGGAGGGGAAACACGGACUGGCGUCAGGGCCAUAGCGGGUGCUCCGUGCCACGGAGUAAUUAUCCUCCUCCACCAUCUCCAUUUCUCCCCUGACCGCCUCAGGCUCCCCUGCACAAGAAGAUCAUAUCUGCUAACUCAAUGCUGCUACUGUUACUACAUGAUUUACUCAAUUAGG
Molecule: messenger RNA, 975 nt
Organism: Paecilomyces variotii
Lineage: Eukaryota; Fungi; Ascomycota; Eurotiomycetes; Eurotiales; Thermoascaceae
Exons: 4
Coding region: 284-835 (183 amino acids)
Source: RefSeq, a predicted model, not a curated record